AAAAAAAGUGCAUUCAUUCCAAAAAAAUACAUCUCCAAAAUGGUGUCAGACUUCAGAAAGAAGAAACUACAGCAUGUUUUUACCACGUUCUUUGAUACGAACAAGAGUGGCAAUAUAGAUAAGAAAGAUUUCGAAUUGGCCAUAGACAAUAUUGCUAAACUACGCAAGUUUACAUCUGGUGAUGCUAAAUAUAACGAAGUCAAGACGACAUUGCUGAAAAUCUGGGACGGUCUGCAAAGUCGUGCUGAUGCUGACAAAGAUGGAGAAGUAUCAUUCGAUGAAUGGGUUUCUAUGUGGGAUGAUUACGCGAAGAAUCCCACGGCGGCUUUAGACUGGCAAAAGGAUUACUGCAAGUUCAUCUUUCAGUUGGAAGACGCUAGUAACGACGGGUCUAUUGAUAGCGAGGAGUUUUCAUCUGUUUAUGCAUCAUUUGGUUUGAACAAAAGCGAUGCGGUUGCGGCUUUCCAGAAGAUGUCCAAGGGCAAGUCUAGUGUCUCCUUUGCGGAGUUCCAAGAGCUCUGGAAGGAAUAUUUUACUUCUGAAGACGCGAGCGCGCCUGGUAAUUUUAUCUUCGGUAAAACCAGUUUCUAAAUUUUUUGUAAUUUAUUCGAAGGCAUGUGAUUACGGUGAUGUGAUUUGAUGAUGUUCUGGGAAAGUCUGUGAUUUUGGUUGGUAAGAUAUAUAUUUAGUGUAAUUUAAUAAAUUCUUAAUAUUCAUAUA
Molecule: messenger RNA, 720 nt
Organism: Amyelois transitella
Lineage: Eukaryota; Metazoa; Arthropoda; Insecta; Lepidoptera; Pyralidae
Product: calexcitin-2-like
Exons: 1
Coding region: 40-591 (183 amino acids)
Molecular function (GO): calcium ion binding
Source: RefSeq, a predicted model, not a curated record